CUGUGACGCUGCCCUCAUUAAUGUACCUUUCCCCUUUCAUUUUCAUCCUGUUAACCGUUUGCAUUUGGGCAUGAUUCCAUGUUACACAAUAUAGGAAACAGAAUGGAGUAGUUUCAAACUUCCUGAGGUGUUGCUUGGCUGGUGGUUCUCCACAGAGCAGGAGAUGGCGACAUUGCACAGUAAAAAAAAAAAGACGCUGCAAGGCCAUACUGUGAUAAGAAACGAAGAAGACCAGUGAGGAACUCGUCGUUGUGUGUGUUUUUUUUUUGGGUCUUUUACUUUGGGAACGUAAAAAUGUGUUGAAAAGCACAAUUACUAAAGGAUUAUAAUGGCGUCUAGAAUGUUGAAGCGAGCCGGCAUUUCUCCUGAAUUAUGCGAGCAACUCAAAAGACAUAAAAUAGAAAGUUGUAAGGAUCUGUUGACGCACACUGCUUUUGAAGUGAUGUAUGCUGCAGGAUUGAGUUACCAGAAAACCUUGGGGAUCUUGGAGACUGUGAGCAAGGUCAUUGCUCCCCCACUCACCACGGCCUUGGAGUUGUGGAAGCAUUACUCAGACUCUUGCUUCUCAACAUCAUUACCUGCACUGGACAAAGUGCUGCGAGGAGGUAUUCCAUGUGGAGCCAUCACAGAGGUGACAGGGCCAUUUGGCUGUGGGAAGACUCAGUUGUGUAUGAUGCUCAGUGUUGUGACCACCUUGCCAAAGGAGCUGGGCGGCUUGGACCGCAGCGUGAUCUACAUUGACACUGAGUCAGCAUUCUCUGCUGAGAGGCUGGUGGAGAUUGCACAGAACAGGUUCCCGGACUACUUCAGCUCUCAGGAGAAAGUCCUGCAAAUGGCAGGUAGGGUCCAUAUCUUCAGGGAAAUGACCUGCCAGGAUGUCCUCUGCAGACUGGAGAAAUUGGAGGAGAUUCUCAUCUCAACCAGAGCUGGCCUGAUUAUCCUCGACUCAAUUGCUUCAGUGGUUCGAAAGGAAUUUGACACAACGUUGCCUGGCAACCUGAUACACCGGAGCAAGCUGCUGGGACAACAGGCCACCACCCUCAAAUAUUUGGCCCAUCAAUUCAACAUCCCUGUGGUCCUGACCAACCAGAUUACAACUCAAAUAGGGCAUCAAGGUUCUGGUCCACUCACUGAGGGGGAUUCAGGCAUUGUGACAGCAGCUUUGGGGAACACAUGGAGUCACAGUGUUAACACACGUUUUAUUGUCCAAUAUGUUGAUGGACUUCAGAGACAGCUAUUGGUCGCAAAGUCACCUGUAGCUCCCUUUGCUGUGCUGAACUACACGAUCCAGAAGGAAGGAAUCUGUAUGAACGGAAAUGACGGCGAGGAGACGUUUUAUGAGGGCACUGAUCCCAGCCUCCAGCCUAUCAGGGAAGUCCUCGUUUUACGAACGAGUGCCGUUCCCACGCUGGCGACGUAACCCGAAUUUCCACGCAAGUCGGAUUUCACCGUUAAAGUCCAAAUUUACUUGGAAAUACUUCUGUUACGGGUAUUGUCCCACGUGAUUGUGACAGCAAGCUCAGUGUGUGUGCGUCGAUGUGUGAGUGAGAUGGGACUGCGACGGAGGAAGGAGUGCGCGCAAGUGUGAGUGUGCACACUGGCAAGUGUAGUGACGGCGACCGGGGAAGCGUAGCGAUCAGCGGAGGACCCGUUGACGUCGACUGCGCAGAGGAGCUAAUAAAGCCCUUCAAGCAGCAAAUCGGUGCUUCGCGCCUUUAUUCUUGCCGCCGCCCAGCUCGGCUGUGCGACGAGAGGAGGAGGAGGACAACCUCGGCACUGGAGAAGGCGUCUCCCGACCACGGUCAGGUGACCGUAGCAGGAAAGGUUACCACUUGGUAUAAAGAAACUAAAAUACAUGAAAAUUAAAUAAUAAGAUGCUGUACUUCCCAUUACUGCUGAGAGU
This is a messenger RNA of Phyllopteryx taeniolatus (common seadragon), 1903 nucleotides long. It is a transcript of the gene rad51b, whose product is annotated as RAD51 paralog B. The record is from RefSeq and is a predicted model, not a curated record. NCBI's taxonomy places the organism in Eukaryota, Metazoa, Chordata, Actinopteri, Syngnathiformes, Syngnathidae. Bases 329 to 1420 code for a protein of 363 amino acids. Gene Ontology annotation, biological process: double-strand break repair via homologous recombination. Gene Ontology annotation, molecular function: ATP hydrolysis activity; DNA binding; ATP-dependent DNA damage sensor activity. The transcript has 11 exons. Gene Ontology annotation, cellular component: Rad51B-Rad51C-Rad51D-XRCC2 complex.